Misgurnus anguillicaudatus (oriental weatherfish) is the source of this 6619-nucleotide messenger RNA. The record is from RefSeq and is a predicted model, not a curated record. NCBI's taxonomy places the organism in Eukaryota, Metazoa, Chordata, Actinopteri, Cypriniformes, Cobitidae.
UACCCUCCACUAAUUGGACUGCUUUAAGAAGUCCUAACAAGUCCUAACCAAGUCCUAACAAUUCCUAACAAUUCCUAACAAAGUCCUAACAGUUCCUAACAAGUCCUAACAAGUCCUAACAAGGUCCUAACAGUUCCUAACAAAUCCGAACAGAGUCCUAACAACAGCGUGGCAAAAGAGCCAAUCAUAUGCUUCAAAAAAAUUGCCGCUCCAAGGGGGGCAAAAGAGCCAAUUAUAUGCGUCGAAACAGGUGCCCCGUGCAAACAGUGUUCUGAUAGGUUACUGACGGAGACGAUGUUACAGUUCAUCCUCAGGUAACUGUAUUUACCGUCGGCGAAUAUCUCUAGACACUAAAAACAAAACACUGGUUACACCACUUGACCAUAACGUCUGCAGCAAUAGGACAAGAGAUCGAAACAGAAAAUAGCCAUCAAGAUGCCAAAGCAAGGAAAGCCAGAUUCAUUCUGGACCGGCGUCAUGAUGCUGUUUGCCCAGGGGAAAUAUAAAUUUUCCACUGGCCAGAGACCCGGGAGCAGACGUUGGAAGGCAGUGUUAGAGAGGAUAAAGAAUUGUCCGCUGACCCCUGCAUAUGGCCUAACGGUCAGAAAAAAAGAUAUUUUUGGGAAAAAUAUUCCCUGCAAAUGUGGCUACCAUGAUUCAGGACAGCACACAGGGACCGCAGCAGGUCCGCAGCAGACAGGGACCGCAGCAGGUCCACAGCAGACAGGGACCGCAGCAGGUCCACAGCAGACAGGGACCGCAGCAGGUCCACAGCAGACAGGGACCGCAGCAGGUCCACAGCAGACAGGGACCAGUGGUAAUACAAUGACAUGCUCCCUUUGUGCUCAGGAAGUGCUCUCUGACCAGUUUACACAGCAUCUGUCAGACUUCCAUGUCCAAGAGGAGUGUGAGCACUGUGGCACAAAGGCCAUGGGUGCUGUCAGGUUAUCAGAGCACCUUGAGAAGUGUCAUGUCUUAACCUCACCUUCAGCCCAUCCCUCCACUACCCCAGCCCAAGAGAUGACACCGACACCAAUCGUCUCUCCCCGAGAUGCUCCAGCUACAGUCUGCCUCACAGCCCAGGAGACGACACCAACCAUCUGUCUCCAAGUUGCUCCUGCUCCUACCCCUCCAACCCUAUCUGAGAUGGCACCAGCGACUCAGAGUGGCACACCACUUCCAUCUUCUCCUGCUUCUGCUCCUCCUCCAGCAGCACCAGGACUACCAGUCCCUCUGCGCUUUCCAGAGGUAAGCCGGGCCAGGUUUUUACCAAAGCCAUUCCUCCGGGUCAUCAAGCCAGGUGAUUUGGAGUGGAUUGCCCACAUUCUCUAUGACGCAAGAGGGCAGCUGAAACAGAAUGUCAGGGAAAAUUGGCACCACCCCCCAAGCCCAAUCAGAUCUGUGGCACCUCCAAACCCACACGAUUACUUUCGUCAGAGGAUGUUCCUGUGGGCACCAAUGCGCAUGUGGGGCAUACCUUUGAAAUGUAAUCAGUGCAACCGAAAGAUGCACCACUCUGGCAUUUACACCAAGGUCAGAGAGGUCAUUGAUGUGGACAGCAAGUACUAUUUAAUAGGGGGAGAUUACCCAAGGUGCAGCCAGUGCAAACUACCUGUCUGUCCUUGGAGUAGUGAUAUUUUAAAGCAACUGGACCCCUCUAACCGCAACAAAUUCCCUGCUGUGUUGACUACACAUUUGGCACUGGACAGAAAAUGUGUGACACUUUUGCGUCCUAGAACAGCAGGGAAUAGCUCCAGUUACCUGCAGCAGGCCUUUCAAGAGGCACACAGUGAGGAGUGGGCCAGGAGAUCCUGUGACUAUUUCACAGAUUGUGAAAUUCACAAAAGAUCCUGCCUGAAGCAGUCCCAGGCUGUUUAUUCCCCGCCACCACCCUUCAUUCCCUUGCCCCUGGCCCAGUGGUUUGAGACAGUGCAUGCCAACGAUGUUGUCGGCCACCUUGAUGAACUCAAAGGUGUCAUCACUUCAACGUUUGGCAGAAUUCUGAAGCUCGAUUCCACUAAGAAGGUGACCAAAAAACUGGCUGGUGGUAUUGAGAACACGGCAACAUGGAUGACCAAUGUUGGGAACGAGUAUGGUCAGGUCCUCAACUCUGUCCUCACAACCGGCGAGGGGGCUGGACUGGAUGACCUGUGCCAAGGGAUCGUCCAACGGUACAGGGAUGCUGGUGAGCCACAGCCAGCCGCCAUCUAUGUGGAUAGAGACUGUUGCAGUGACAGAGGGGUGAGCCCAGUUCUCCAUUGGUUUCGGCCAUGGACGUCCACUGUGCGGUUGGAUGUGUUCCACUUUAUGAGGCGAUUCACCAAAGGUCUCAUCACGGAACACCAUCCUCUCUAUGGUACGUUCUGCUCCAAAUUGUCGAGCUGCAUUUUUGAGUGGGAUUACCAGGACAUCAGUAAUCUGAAGGAGGCGAAGCGGUCAGAGCUGAGGCAAAAGCAUCAGGGCUAUGAGCCAACAGAUGCCCAGGUGUUGGCGAGCAUCAGCCCUAAAGAACUAGCCAAGCACUGCCGCAGGAAAACCCGGGGAGUGGAGGAGACCCGUGCCCUCAUCAAAAGUCUCCUUGACUCCAUGUGGAACCUUGUGGACGGCACUGGGCUACACCUUAUUAACCACGAGCGCAUGUCUGAAGUGUGGAAGGUACAGCAAAAACACCUUGCCUGCAUCCAGGAUCCACCAGGAGUGCAGCUUUAUACUAACAUUGGGUCAGGGCUGGAGAAAGGAGACAAGACACUGGAUGUUCUAAGAUGCGCCAGAGGGUCCUCCUCUUUGGAAAGCUUUCAUAAGCACCAGUGUGCUUUCAUUCCAGGGUGGAGAUGCAAUGCAUUGCACACUCAGAUGUACAUGCUUGAGGGUGUGUCAAGGUGGAAUUUAAACCGGUCAGCACAAGCACUUUCAAUGACUGAGACAUCCAGGACAAAGCUGUAUGACAUUCGUUUGAUGUCCAAUGUAAAUGCGCUCAGCAACAAAGUCUUGGGAAAACCUCUUCUUCCAGAGUUUAUCCCCCCUGGGAAACCUACAGGAGAGCGAAUUGCUGUUGAAUAUCUUCUGGCACAAUCCAACAGAGGAGAUCUUCUGAGCCAGCAGACUGGUAAUGCUGACAUCCUGCCUGAGAUCUUGGAUGAAGACCUUGAGGAUGAAUGUCCUGAUGUGACCGUACCACAGGCUCAUGACCUCACAUUGCAGCAAUUUGGAAGCGGUGGCCAAAGGCCCAGACCAGAUCCCAGAUCCCCACUGGAGGAGGGUGAUGCAUCUGCUGGGCCCGUCCACUACCCACUGGAGGAGGGUGGUGCAUCUGCUGGGCCUGUCUACUCCUCAUUGGAGAAGGGGGAUGCCUCUGCUGGGCAGGUCUACUCCCCAUUGGAUGAGGGUGAUGCCUCUGCUGGGCCCGUCUACUCUCCAUUGGAGGAGGGUGAUGCCUCUGCUGGGCCCGUCUGCUCCCCAUUUGAGGAGAGAGAUGCCUCUGCAAGUCCCGUCCACUCCCCAAUUGAGAGUGAUGCCUCUACCAGGACUGUCCUCGCCCCAUUUGAGGAAAGUGGGUUCGUCACUCCAGCUCCGGACACCAGGUGUGAUGCCAGAGGGAUUCCUGGAUGGGAGGCAGUUGAUGCCUUGGCAGGUUACCUGGUUGGCCUUAACCGAACCAUAACAGCACUCUCCAAUGCUGAAGUGGCAGAGAUUUUGAGGUUAUACUCUCAUCUAAGUGCCUUUGACAAGACCCCCACCAGUUACUCCCUCAAGAGCAAAAAACAAAAUUUGUCAGGACCUUGGAGGGCUUCAAGAAAACGCAGUGGCUCUGCUCCAGGCCAGCAAGCAGCUGAGAGAUUGUUCAUGGUCCAUGGUCAGGCUGCUCACAGACCAGACAAGAACCGAAUUUCUGAAUGUGUUGCUCUCAAGUUGUACAAAGAGUACAAGCAACCCAGAAAUAGGCCAAAGGACAAUAAAGGGAGGAGAUUUGCCAUACCCCAGUCCAUUGUAAUGACCUACUCACACAUCAAGCAGCUAGUUGAGUACUGCAAAGAGAUCAUGAACAGGACUGACCUCGUACUGGUUAAUAUUAACAACACCACAGUGUCCGACUGGCUGCAAGAUUGCUCUAAGACAUCAGAAAAGGGUUCUUUACUUCAGGGCGUGCGGCUUCCACGGCAGAUUGCCGUGGCUAAAGAAUCCCUCCUGGAGGUUCGUGACCUACCAUCACAGCCAGUUCAGCAUGGACACACUCCUUUGGAGUUCCAGGAGCCUGAAAACCGUGAGGGUGAGGCAAAAAUCCGCAGGCGAAACAGGUCCAGAACACCUGCUAUUCCACACAGUGGUGGGGAAGAAGCAAGUAUUGCCCAACACGAUGCUGCUUCUUCUCAAAACAUCAGUACGGAGGGCUGGUCCUCUGCCAACCAGCCAUCCCCAACACAGUACCAAAGCUGGUCUUCCUACCAGGCGCCCCUGGCACACUCUCAUGUUUGGUCCUCCACCCACCCACAACCCUCAGCAUCCUCCCAGGGCUGGUCUGCCACCCAACCACCACCCUCAGCAUCCACCCAGGGCUGGUCUGCCCCCCACCCACAAGCCUCAGCAUCCAUCCAGGGCUGGUCUACCACCAACCCACCACCCUCAGCAUCCUCCCAGGGCUGGCCUGCCACCCAACCACCACAAUCAGCAUCCUCCCAGGGCUGGUCUGCAACCUACCCACCACCCUCAGCAUCCACCCAGGGCUGGUCCUCCAACCAGGGCUUGUCUGCAACCCACCCACCACCCUCAGCAUUGACACAGGGCUGGUCCUCCAACCAGGACUGGUCUGCAACCCACCCACCACCCUCAACAUCCACCCAGGGCUGGCCUGCCAACGAACCACCACCCUCAGCACUCUCCCAGGGCUGGCCUGCCACCAGAACCAACACCCUCAGCAUCCUCCCAGGGCUGGCCUGCCACCCAACCACCACCCUCAGCGUCCUCCCAGGGCUGGCCUGCCACCCAACCACCACCCUCAGCAUCCACCCAGGGCUGGUCAUCCACCUCUUUCUGUCCUGACCAACCUAGGCUCCCUCACCAAGCACUAGAUCCCUUUAAUCGCCAGCGUGAAUGGCGGUUACGCAGGGCAGAACUUGAAAACCAGGAGAGAGUGAGGAAAGGUGAGCCCCCAAAGGUCAGAAAGGCAAAAGAGAGCUAUCACUAUGAGUGUAAGCUGUGUGGUCAGCCUAAAUCAAAGCAAACUGGACACUCACAGGUACGAGGCAAAUGGUACUGCCCUGCAUCUGGACAGACCCUUGAGGAGUGGAGAAGCUCUUUGUAAAUAUAAGAAAUUCAUUCUUUUUUAUUUAUACUUUUAUUAAUCAUAUUUUUUAUUUAUUUUAAUAUUUCACAAUCACUGUUCAAACCAUUUGCUGUUGCAAAUGGAAAAAAAAAAUUAUGGAAAAAAAUAUUAGUUGCUGAUGCAACUAUUUCCAAAAAAAAAAAAAAAAAAACACAACUCUUGUGGUGUAAUAGCAACACGUCCAUCCUUUGGGUGGGAGACUCCAGGUGCAAAUCCUGGCAAGAGUGUGCAACUGUUGGCCCAAUCAGUAUUUAAUUAAAAAAUAAUUUAUGACAUCAUUUAAUCUGCAUUUUCUACUUUUCUCAUAAUUAUUACUAGAUAUACCCGCACUCAUAAUUAUCAUAACAAAGCAUUAUUAUUCAUACCAAUCCUAUUUGUAUCUGUUUUUAAGCCAUAUUUAAUCAAUUCAUAGCAAUUUCUGAUGAGGAGCUAGUGUCAGUGGGGGAACCGGCACAGAAGAGGCUGACAAAGGAAAAGUACAACUACACCUGUAAGGUGUGUGGCCAGGACAAAAAUAAAAGGACUGGACCCUGGGUGUCUGGAGAAAGAGUGUAUAGUUGCUGUCACUAUUACUUGUAUCUCUCUAUGUCGUUUGUAUGUCUGUUACCAUUAAGUUUAGGAAUUUUAUGGAGCCAAGAACAGCCUUGACGUUUUUAUGUAAUUUCCUCUUGAAUACCAGGACAGUGAAUGUCAUCCAUUGAAUGUAAUUGUUAAAACUAUAGCCAGAAUUACUUGCAGAAUCAUUUUACAUUUAUUCACAAAACCCAACACUCAAUGCUCAAUUUAUAAUAUGUUUUAUUCACUUGUGUUGCACAGAUGUAGUCUCUCAUAUAAUUGUGUUUUCAAAAAAAAGGAGGGGAAACAUGAUGUGGGAUUUAUUUACAUUUAAAGCUAUACACUGUUAAUACUGUUUUAGCUGUAAAUGUAGCAUGUGACAUUUUGAGUUAAAUAUUUGAAUAAUGAUUUGUUUACAUCACAAAAUAUGUUUACUUACAAAAGAAUUAGCUUUAAAUGCAUUUAUGUGCAUAAUUGCAUAAUCACAGGGUUAUUACUGUGGUGUUUCAUAUGGAAAAUAGUUCCUGUGUUAAAAAAGUACUACAUUACCCAAAAUGCAUUGCAUGUGUACUUCCGGAAUGCACUACGAGACUAGAACAAGCGAAGAGAGAUGGUCCUCGCUGCUGAACAAGAGAUCCAGGGGGCGGGGUUGGAUCUAGAUCCAACUCCUCCCACUUUAUAUACUUUGUUCCGCCAAAUGAACCAGUAAAUUUGCGUUGUUGCAGCCCGCAACAACGUUUGCUC